AUGGCACGUACAAAACAAACCGCACGUAAAUCAACUGGUGGAAAAGCUCCACGUAAACAAUUAGCUACAAAAGCCGCACGUAAAUCGGCUCCAUCAACAGGCGGUAUUAAAAAACCACAUCGUUUUCGUCCAGGUACGGUUGCAUUGCGUGAAAUUCGUCGUUAUCAAAAAUCAACCGAAUUACUUAUUCGAAAAUUACCAUUUCAACGACUUGUUCGUGAAAUCGCACAAGAUUUUAAAACAGAUUUACGUUUUCAAUCGGCAGCUAUUGGUGCACUUCAAGAAGCAAGUGAAGCUUAUUUAGUUUCACUUUUUGAAGAUACGAAUUUAUGCGCUAUUCAUGCUAAACGGGUCACGAUUAUGCCAAAAGAUAUUCAAUUGGCUCGACGUAUUCGUGGUGAACGCGCUUAA
Molecule: messenger RNA, 411 nt
Organism: Rotaria sp. Silwood2
Lineage: Eukaryota; Metazoa; Rotifera; Eurotatoria; Philodinida; Philodinidae
Source: the annotation of a GenBank genome assembly